Molecule: messenger RNA, 1293 nt
Organism: Oppiella nova
Lineage: Eukaryota; Metazoa; Arthropoda; Arachnida; Sarcoptiformes; Oppiidae
Source: the annotation of a GenBank genome assembly
AUGGCAUUGAGCAAGCAAGUACUCGACAAAAAUAUUCCGAUAUCUACUGGCAGAUUGAAUGCCAAUUUUGUUAAACAUGAGGAAAUUGGUGCUGGGUCAUUUGGAACAGUAUAUCGAGUUCAUCAAAAAUUAUUUAAUCAAGCACUUGCUGUCAAAGAAAUUAAUAUGAAGAAUGAUAAGGACCUAGCAAAAAAUGUACGUGAACUCUCCGUAUGGUUUCAGUUACAAUCGGAAUAUGUUGUCAAAUACAGAGACCAUUGGUUUGAGGAAACCCCUGAUACUUAUCUGACCAUAUAUAUCACAAUGGAUUUGUGCGACCAUAACCUUAGACAGCUGUUAACAGCUAAGUCUAAACGUUUUAAUCGACAAGGUGAUAUUACCCGAAUAAGCGAUUGGGAAUAUUUAAUAUGCUACUAUUUGUAUCAAGAAGUAUUAAUUGGUGUAGAUUAUCUACAUACGCAUAAGCCAGCAAUAAUUCAUCGUGAUCUUAAACCUUCGAAUAUAUUAGUAGCAUAUACGCAUGAUAAAUUAAUGAUUAAACUUGGUGAUUUUGGUUUGGCUACGAGUCAUGAAGCAGACCAAUCUCACACCGAAAAUGUGGGAACUACAAAAUAUGUUUCACCAGAAAUAUUUCGAAUUCGCAAAUAUACUACUAUGGUCGAUAUGUAUAGCAUGGGCGUUAUAUGUGAAGAGAUAUUUCAAAUUGAUUCACUAGGGGAUGAUAUUGUCGAGGAUAACGAUAAAUUUAAAUCGGGUAUUAAGGAGCUCCGUAUAUGGGCCCAAUUGGACUCGGACAAUUUUGUACAAUAUCGACACCAUUGGUUUGCAAACGAAAACAUGCCUGAUAAUAAACCCGCAAUUAUGCUAUACAUAUUAACAGACUUAUGUUGGUUUUCGUUAGACAAUAUAAUACUUCAUAAUUUCGAAUAUUCUAGACUUGGUCAUUCAAAUUUGCUAGUACCAAUAGCGUAUUACAUAGCAUCAGAAUUAUUCAUUGAAAUACUUGACGCUAUAAACUAUUUACACAGAAAAUCAAUAAUGCACCGAAGUAUACAACCAAGCAAUAUACUAAUCAAGCACCAUGCGCAUGGGCGUUUUGUUAAAUUAGCCGAUUUUGGAUUGGCUAUUGAACAUCAAACAGAAUCCCAGUCCCAUACACAAUUCCCCAAUGCAGGUAAGUAUAUGGCACCGGAGGUUAAGCAAAGUCGCAAAUAUGGGCUAUCAUCCGAUAUUUAUAGCAUUGGUGUUUUGGCUCAGGAUCUAUUUAACUUUGAUAUUAAUAAGUUUGAGUAA